AUGCCAAAAUUGGUUUUGGCUACGGAUAUGUCUAAACAUAUGAGCCUUCUAGCCGACUUAAAAACUAUGGUAGAAGCAAAAAAAGUUGCGGGUUCAUCUGUGCUCACUUUAGAAAAAUAUUCGGAUCGAAUACAGGUAUUACAAUCAAUGAUUCACCUCGCUGACCUUUCAAACCCAACGAAGCCGAUUGAUUUAUACCGUAGCUGGAAUCAAAGAAUUAUGGAAGAAUAUUGGCGACAAGGUGAUCGAGAGAAGGAUCUCGGUCUUGACUUGUCACCAAUGUGCGAUCGUUAUAACGUUACUCUAGAGAAAUCUCAGGUUGGAUUCAUCGACUUCAUUGUGCAUCCAAUAUUUGAAACUUGGGCUGACCUUGUUGUUCCACAUGCUCAACAUAUUUUAGAUCAACUGGAAGUUAAUCGAGAAUGGUACCAAGAAAGGAUCCCCGAAGAGCAGCAGGAUGCAAGGAACAAUGAAGGUAAUGAUACACGCAGUGGUGGUGACUCUCCCGACGAAACUUAG
This is a messenger RNA of Enterobius vermicularis (human pinworm), 519 nucleotides long. The record is from the annotation of a GenBank genome assembly. Lineage: Eukaryota; Metazoa; Nematoda; Chromadorea; Rhabditida; Oxyuridae.